Molecule: messenger RNA, 1184 nt
Organism: Coregonus clupeaformis (lake whitefish)
Lineage: Eukaryota; Metazoa; Chordata; Actinopteri; Salmoniformes; Salmonidae
Gene: borcs8
Product: BLOC-1 related complex subunit 8
Exons: 6
Coding region: 122-514 (130 amino acids)
Cellular component (GO): BORC complex
Source: RefSeq, a predicted model, not a curated record
CGAACAUGAUUUGUGGUGCGCAUGACAAAAACACGGAAGCUGCCUGUUUAUUUUUGCUAACGCUUUUACACGAAUUAAACCCUUGCAAAUAUAUAAUUGUAUAUCGUUUAGUGUGUAUAAGAUGGAGGACCAGGAGAUGCAACUGAAAGUUAAAAGAGUGACUGACAAAUUCACGGAGAACAUGUACGUGUUGGCUAACGAGCCAUCGGUGGCUCUUUAUCGACUGCAAGAGCACGUUAGAAGGUCCCUUCCAGAGCUAGUACAACACAAAACAGAUAUGCAGAGCUGGGAGGAGCAAAGCCAAGGAGCAAUCUACACUGUGGAAUAUGCAUGCAGUGCGGUGAAAAGCAUGACAAACAGCAGCCUGUACUUCAAAAGCAUCGAUGGCCUCCUUCGUCAAGCCAUCAGCAUGAAGGAACAGAUCAGCACCUCCCAGGGGCGCAGCGCACAUGAAGCGACCCCCUCUCCCAUUCCCCCUGCCACUCCACCACAUCCCCCAUCCACUUCCUCCUGACCUCUGGAAGACACUGUCCAAGCAGGAGAAGAACCACAGACCCAAGAGUGCUGAAGGAGGGAGGAGAGAAACACAGCUCUGGGAUAUGAUGAUGACAUUGUGGCAUUGCAGUGAGGCUCUGGCUCAGUUCCCUCUGAAAGGGAGCUGUAGGGUCAGGAGGUCAUUCACCCUACCAUCACAAUGGUGCACUGCCCCCACAGCCCCAACCGCCAACAAGGGACUCAAUGGAAUGGAAAGCCAGCAGCUUUGCUUUGCCAGGACCUGCAUUAAGACAUUUCAGUAAUGCACGUCAGUCAAAGACGCCAUUGUUCUGGGCCUUGUGUAUCAAUCAAUUGGAGGGACUCUGAAAGUAGUGACUUUUGCCUCUGCUGCAAAUUAACUGGAAUAUAUCUGUAGGAAUCUAAAUGAAGUUGUCCUUUCUAGGGUCACACAACUAUUUGGUACAAGCUGUUAAUUGUUUAGCCGUUGGUCUAAACUUAUAUAAUGUCUGAUAAAUGUAUCUGCUUUAGCUAAAUUAAGUGCUUGCACGUGAGGUUAAUUUGUAUUUAUUAUGGAUCCCCAUUAGCUGUUGCAAAGGCAACAGCUACUCUUCCUGGGGUCCAGCAAAAAUCAAUGCAGUAAUAUACAUUAUAAUAUAAUUUUUAAACAUUAAAAUAAAUCUUACAACACA